ACCAACUCACCGUGUCAUCCUCUCGUGGCCGGCGAUGUCGUUUCUGGUGGACUGGCUCUUCGACGUGCUGGCGUCCCUGGGGUUCUGGCAGAAGGAGGCUAAGAUCCUCUUCCUCGGCCUCGACAACUCCGGCAAGACCACCCUGCUCCACAUGCUCAAGGACGAGACGUUGACCCAGCACGCGCCGACGCAGCACCCUACGUCGGAGGAGCUGAGCAUCGGGCGGAUCAACUUCAGGGCCUUCGACCUCGGCGGCCACCGGAUCGCGCGCCGCGUCUGGAAGGACUACUACGCCAAGGUCGACGCCGUGGUCUACAUGGUGGACGCCGCCGACGGCGGCCGCCUCGCCGAGUCGAGGGCGGAGCUCGCCGGGCUCCUGUCGGACGACGCGCUGGCCAGCGUGCCGUUCCUCGUGCUGGGGAACAAGAUUGACGUCCCGUGGGCGGCGGCGGAGCGCGAUCUGGCGUACUACCUCGGCCUCGCUGGCUGCACCACCGGCAAGGGCACCAUCGACCUCGCCGGCGUGCGGCCGGUGGAGAUCUUCAUGUGCAGCGUCGUGCGCAAGAUGGGGUACGGCGAGGGGUUCAGGUGGAUGUCGCAGUACAUCAAGUAGGUCAUGUGGGGGUCCAUGGUAUAUAUAUCUCUCGGUGUGCUUGUUGAAGUACUACUCUUUAUUGUGCUCUCACUCGACCAAAUGUUCAUCUGAAUUUGUAUAUGGUGGUUUCAACGUACUUUUAACAUAGGAACCAAGUGGUCACAGUAUGUUUCAUUUCUAUCCAGACUUUGGACA
Messenger RNA from Setaria italica (foxtail millet), 790 nucleotides. Its product is annotated as GTP-binding protein SAR1A. Gene Ontology annotation, biological process: endoplasmic reticulum to Golgi vesicle-mediated transport; intracellular protein transport; vesicle organization. The transcript has 2 exons. The record is from RefSeq and is a predicted model, not a curated record. Gene Ontology annotation, molecular function: GTPase activity; GTP binding. The coding region runs from base 35 to 613 and encodes 192 amino acids. Lineage: Eukaryota; Viridiplantae; Streptophyta; Magnoliopsida; Poales; Poaceae. Gene Ontology annotation, cellular component: endoplasmic reticulum exit site; COPII vesicle coat.